AGUGAAAAUUGCAACAACUGAAAUCAGAAAUAUGGCUUUGUCUCGCUUUAUUUUCUUGCUAUUCCUCAGCAGCUGCAUUUUUGCAGUCCUUGCAGACGUUAGUGUUGAGAACUGCAGUGACAAUUCAACAAUACCCACAGCCCAAAUGUCCGCAAACAUCGAUAGCUUGGUGGCUGAACUAGCCUCGAGCACUUCUCAGAAUCGCUUCAGCAUCGCCACUUACGGCAAAGGUACAGACAAAGUCUACGGCUUGGGACAAUGCAGAGGAGAUGUGAACAGCACAGAUUGCACAACCUGCAUUCAAGAUGCAGCCAAAAACAUUCGCACAAAUUGUCAAAACCAGACUGAUGCCUGGCUUUGGCAGAAUGAUAACUGCAUCCUAAGGUUUGACGACGACCAAUUCUUUGGAAAUGUUGAUCCAUCUAGCUUUGCCAACUUGUACAAUAAUGAUCAUCCACAACAUCCCUCUGCUUUCAAGAAACAACUAGAUGCUCUUAUAAGCAAGGUCAGCUCUGAGGCUGUUGUGCCUGCAAAUGAAGGGCUUGGCAGGGGAAAGAGUUUUAGUGUCGCGUCUAAUGAUACCAUUUAUGCCUUGACCCAGUGCACCAGGGAUUUGUCCAGACAUUCUUGCUCCGAGUGUCUGAAUAUAGCCAUUGGCAACUUCCCCAAAUUCUGCAACAAUGAGAAAACUGUUGGAUGUCGAGUCCUAUAUGGCAGCUGCUAUGUUCGUUAUGAAAUAUAUCCGUUUUACUAUCCUCUUGAUUCGUAAGAGCGCUUGUCAGUGUAACAAGAAAUAAAAUCCUUCCAGGGUUCACCAUACCCGGAACUAUAAUGUCAUGUUAAAGGGGAGUCAAAUAAAGAAACUGUAUUCUGUAUUGUAUUAAUCAUCUCUCUCUGUAUGUCUUACGUAUGAUUCACUGCAUGUAAUUUACAUGUCUGCAAAUAAAUGGACAGCUUUAUUGCCAGACAACAC
Coffea arabica (coffee) is the source of this 973-nucleotide messenger RNA. Its product is annotated as cysteine-rich repeat secretory protein 55-like. NCBI's taxonomy places the organism in Eukaryota, Viridiplantae, Streptophyta, Magnoliopsida, Gentianales, Rubiaceae. The record is from RefSeq and is a predicted model, not a curated record.